GCAUGAUAUGCAAAUUAGUCUGUAUUAACCAUGUCCAGCAGCACAGCACUGGGUCAGAAGCUGUAUUCAGUUGCUGGCAGAGGUUCUGUCGAGGGAGAGGCCUUCCAACAAAAUGGUUAUGGUACAAUUCAGUUUAACUCAGCGGAAGUUUUGAACGACUACAAUAUGCAGGCGGCUACGGAGUGGAAUUCAACUUGUAGAAACUGGGAGGAAGCACAGUCUGCUUUGCAGAAGUACUACCUUUCUAUUUUUUAUGGGAUUGAGUUCUGCGUAGGAACUCUGGGGAACAUUGCUGUUGUAUUUGGCUACCUCUUCUGUCUGAAGAACUGGAAUAGCAGCAAUGUCUAUCUCUUUAACCUCUCCAUCAGUGACUUAGUUUUUCUGUGCACUCUUCCAUCGCUGAUGAGAAGCUACGCCAUCCAAAACUGGGUCUAUGGAGAUGUGUUCUGCGUAGUCAACCGGUACGUGCUUCACGCUAACCUCUACACCAGCAUGCUCUUCCUCACUUUUAUAAGCAUUGAUCGGUACAUGCUCAUGAAGUAUCCUUUCCGAGAACACCUUCUGCAAAAGAAAGAGUUUGCUAUUUUAAUCUCUUUGGCUAUUUGGGUUUUAGUAACCUUAGAGCUAUUACCCAUGCUUCCUCUCAUACAUCCCAUUAAAACUGAACAAGGCACCUACUGUCCUGAUUUUGCAAGUUCUGGAGAUCCUCAGUACAACCUCAUUUACAGCUUGUGCCUAACCUUAUCGGGAUUCCUUAUUCCUCUUUUUGUGAUGUGCUUCUUCUAUUACAAGAUAGCUAUCUUCCUAAAGCAGAGAAGCAGACAGUUCACUACUGCCUUGCCCCUUGAGAAGCCUCUCCUCUUGAUUAUCAUGGCAGUGGUGAUCUUCUCCGUGCUCUUCACACCCUACCACGUUAUGCGGAAUGUCAGGAUUGCUUCGCGCCUGCACAGCUGGAAGUGCAACAAAUGCACUGAAGCCAUCCUCACGUUCUUGUACACUAUGACUCGGCCAUUGGCUUUUCUGAACAGUGUUGUCAACCCUGUCUUCUACUUUCUGAUGGGUGAUCACUUCAGAGAUAUGCUGAUGAGCAAACUGAGACACCACUUUAAAUACCUUACUUCCUUCAGAAAAUGAACCCAUACUUUGUGGACUCAGACUUUGCUUUAAAGAAAAGUGAGCCGCUUGUGAAGCAGAUUGUUUUGUGCCUGCAACUUUAAGCCAGUAAGAGUUGAUUCUAGCAGAUAGACGUGACUCAGAGAAGAUCAUAGAUACGAUAUGACUAUGGUUAACAACAGCUUGUAUACAAAGUGUGGGGAAAGGGGAAGAGAAUGUAUUAAUUUGUUCACUUAAGAAUCGAAAGACGUUGGACUAAUGCUGUCUAAUGUUUAAGUGAGUUAGUCAAAAUUCAGUAUUAAGAGGACCUUUUUAAGCAGUGCAAAAGAAUAAAAGAUAAAGCCACGAAUUAUGUGCAUUUAAUCUUUGGUUAGAUAGAAAAAAUAUUUUGCCCUCAUCCCCAUAUUACACAUUCAGUCUUAAAGCGUUGUGUGAGAACUGAAUAGCAGAAAACUAGAUAUGUUUUAUGUAAUUUUGUUUCAGAUAUUGUGUACUUAAGAAAAUUUUAGUAGCAACUAUGGGUAAUAAAGCAGUAUAAUGAGUUCAAGGAUGCUUACAUAUUUCUUCAUUUUGAUCAUGAAUUGAGAUUAGUUGGCAACUUUUCAGUCCUUUUUUGUUGUUGCACGUGCUUUAUUAGACAGAAUCUUAAUUCAGGUUAAUAGAACACAAGGGGAUAAAUCAACAGAGGGAGAUAGCACAUUUCCAUUCAGCUGUAGGAAAUUUAAGCGAUUUAAGAAAAAUUGCUACAUUUCUUAAACAAUUCCAUAAAUAUUUCUUAUAUAAUGUUAUAAAAUUUGUAGUAUUUUUAUCAAAAUACUAAAAGCAUGGCACAGAUGGUUACAAAAAUUUAAAGUUAUAGAAGACAAAAUACUGAUCAGGAAAUCCACGGGAAAAGAAAAUGCAACAAAAUAGAGUAUAUUCUUUUGGUUAUUGUGAUGGCUAAGUUUGUCAAUUUGAAUAGUUUGGGAGCUGCCCAGGGGAUUAAUAAAGCACAUUUCUAGAUGUGUCUGAGUGGGUCAAGGAGACAUGACCUUGGUUACUAUAUCUGGUCUCUUACACUUUCCUCUAUAAUCCUGUUCUGUUUCUUUGCUUUCAGCUCCAUCAUCUAAGUUCUAUUCCACCAUGCCAAUUUGUCAUGUGUCUGCCUUGCAGUCAACUAUUGACUGAACCUCCUGAAACCAUGAGACACAUUAAACCUUUCUUUCCUAAAUUUGAGUACCAAAUAUUGUGUCUUAGCAACAAAAAAUUCUGCCUCAACAACAACAAAUUCUAACGCAGUGAUGAUUAUUCCAUCUAGAAUUUUAUUAUAACAACUCAAACACCAGUGCAUGGAAGUAUGUUACAAUUCCUUAUCUUUUCUGCUCUUGAUUAAGUAAUGAAUUUUAAAACAUAUUAACAUCAUAAAACCAAUAAAAGUAAUGAAAUGAUCUGACUUAUUUGGUUAUUUUUCCUUUUAAAAAGAGGAAGCUGCAGGUUUUCUUUCACCUUUUUUUAAUAAGGAAAAGUAAAAAUUGUGGGGUAAUAUACAAUGGCCACUUUAUCCAGAGAAUAAUUCAUUUCUGGAGAAGAUUUUUUCAUAGAAUAUUGCAUAAAAACAUCAUUGGAGGAGAUAUUCUAAAUAAAAUGCUCUUUAAGAAAUUAAAGAAAAUAAGGAAUAUUUAUGUGCAUGUUAAGAUAGGUCAUCUUAGGAGGAUUAGUUUGGCAUGAUUCCUUGCCACAAAAUGGAGGGGGCUAUGAGCUACAUUAACCUUUUAAAGUCAAGCAACAUAAUAUUAUAACUCACUUAUAUGCCACAAAAUGUGACAUGGCUAUAUGUGUAACUUCCUUUCCUUAAUGUCAUUAGCUAUAAGGAAUAAUAGGAAACAUAAAAAGCAUAAGUGCAGAGACAUAAUAAUCCAUUGUCCUUUCUGGUUCUAAAGUACUCUAAUGAUGUUAUAUUCAAAUAUUGCCAAAUCUCAAAAUAUUCCCAAGGAACACUUCUAGAUUUGAAAAAAUUAAAAUAUAAAAACACUAACAAAUAAUGUUUUUGUCUUUGGUGCCCAGAGACAAUGAGGGACUCAUGCAUUCUAAUCAAGCACUCUACCUCUGAGAUACACUCUCAGCACCUAAGAUUUUAUUUUCUUGUAAAGUACCAGGGUUUGCAAUACUUUUGUUAUGGCUUGCUUUGGUAUUGAUAUUUCUAACUCUUAAAUGUAAUUUUAUCACUAUCUAAUAAUAAACUGAAAACAGUUACUGAAUUUCCUCAAAAAAAAAAAAAAUGACCACAGAAAGGACUUUAGGAAACAAUUAUCUACUUGCUUGUAAUCUGCCCAAUGCAUCCAUACUAGAUACUCAAGCAGAGUUUAUAUAUAAGAUGUGAGGUGGCCUUUCUGUGGCUCUUUUUCAAGAUGUUCUCUCAUCUUUCUGCUGCUGAGUCUACUUAUAACUACCUUAUUUUGCCAUGACAGAGAGACUGAAGGCAGACAACUCUUAAAAGUCCAACAAGGACCAGCAUCCAUUAUUUUAAAAAAUAAAUGGGCCUAUCACUAGAUGAUUUUUUAAUUUCUUUUCAGUACUUUUCUUCUUCCUGUGUGUUCAUUCUUUUGUAUAUUUUUUAAACUCCUCACGUAGAUUUUUUGUUGUUUCUGUUAGAGUAUAAGAAUCUGGCUUGCAGAAACUAAAACAUUAACUGAAGUAAAAACUCUUUCCCUUUAGAAGGCAAUACACUUAACGAGAUAGCAUAAUUUUAUGUCCUACAGUAGUUUAAGUUUCUACAAAGUGUUUUGAAAAAAAUUCUUACAUGCUUGCUUACUUAAUAUCAUGUAUAGUCAAUUAUUUCUUUGUUUACUCAUACUACUCUCUCUCUGUCUCUCUCUCUCUCUCUGUCUCUGUCUCUCUCUUUCUCUCUCUCUCUCUUUCUCUCUAUUUACCAGUUGUAAACUUAGCCUUUAUGUUGGUUUCCAGGGAAACUAAAAAAGGCAACUUAAAGUUUUACUUGACUUGGGGGAUGUAUCUCAGUUAAACAAUGUGUAUAGAAUGCGUUAACACCUAGGUUUAGGUCUCAGUAGCACACACGGACACACACACUCACACGAUCAUUGAAGACAUAUGUGGGUCCCUGCCUCUUGGCCACGUCCACCUCUUCCUCAGUCAAGGACAAGCAGAGCACUUUGUCUCUCAUUGCAUCAGUUACAUUUACUUCCCCUCAAGAUCUUACCAAGUACUUUUCUUAACAAAUGAAUUUGUGACAUAAAAUCUAAAAGAAUUUUAUGCUUCUCAUUUAUUAAUGAAAAGGAUUUAAAAUGUUUUCUUAUUUGUUGCUAUAAAAAGGCAAGCAAAGAUGUUGACUAAACAUGCUAAAAAUGUUGAAAAAUGAGAAUCAAAUGUUUAGGCCAUUUUAGUGAGACAUGUGUGUUCAUGUAUAAUUAUCAUGUAAAUAUAUCAUUUUAUUUAAUAAGAUGGUAACUAUGAGCACUGAACAGUUCUCUUUAACUUCCUUUAAGCACCCUUUUCUAUCAAAUGUUAUUAAAUUACAUGUUCAUCAAUUAGGAAUAAGAUUUUAACUGAUAAUUUGUCAGGAAAUUAAACAGAAUAUAGGCAUAUUUUACACAUUUUGCAUGUAUAAAAUAAUAUGUACAAUCUGAAAUUAUAGCAUAUGCAUAUACUCAUAUGCAUGCAUAUUUACAAAUGGAAUUUGUAUAAAUGUGGCAGAGGCCUUAGGUUUCACAGUUGUCAUAACUCUGACUGUAACUACAUGUUCAAAUUUAUGAAGAAUCCCCAUUUUUUGAUUCAAGUCAACUGCUAGUAGCCAAUAAGGCAUUUUGAUUUCCAUUUGUGACAGAAUUCUGAAGGAAAAAUACUUGUCAGAAUCCGAGAGAGAAAGCAAUAUGAUUUUUCAGGAUUAACAAACUCAGUCUCAUCCUAAAAUUUUAACAAAAAUAAUUGUAAUAUGUAGAACAUUAGAAGAGUUAUGCUUAGUUGCUCUAGCAUUUUAUAUAUCUUACUUCAUUUGGCUUUCAUCAAAAUCUAUAAAGAUAAUAAAUGAAGAAGAUAUGAGUGACUGUAUGGGACAUUUAAUGGCCUUGUCAAGGUAGUAUGGCAAAAUUCCAGGGAUCAUGUUCUUAACACACAGUAAACCAUAUUGCUAGAGCUGAUAUGCUUGAAGCCCAGGUUUUUUUUUAUUUAAGAAGGUUUGCUCCACAGUUCAUCAGAUGACUCAGUCUCAUCGAUGAUUCAGUUGUGAAGUUCUUACGAUGACAACUCCAGGAACAUGAAGAAGUAAGUUUCAGAACAGAUUCUUGAGUCAGUCACAUUCUGCCUACACAUGCAAGAGAUUAAAUUCUUUUAUAAAUAAAUAGGCGCAAAAAUGUACGAUAGAUAUUGUGAAUCGAGAAGAAAUCAUUUAAAAGAAAAAAUAUGAUGGAGAAAAGGGGAAAGGAAGAAAGGCAAAAAAUAUACAAGCAUAUGUACUCAAGAUAGUUAAGAUAGCCAUAAAACUUUCCUUGAAAAAUGUUUUGUGCUAAUAUUGUUCAGACAAGAUAUCAUGUCUAUAUCCUGUGUUGUGAACAGCUACUACAAAAACAACAGUAUGCAAUAUAUCAACUAUUAUAACUGUCCUACUAACCUGUUUUUGUAACUCAGGUUCAUUGUUUGUUUACCUUUUUUCUUUCUUUCUCCUCAAAAUAUUAAAAAAAAAACAGAACACUGAGCAAUGUUAUGGAUAACGCAUUCAUGAAACACAAUAAACUGACAAACAUGUAAUGUAUCUGAAUAGAAAGUUUUCCAGAUAUUUACUUUGUAUACAUUUACAGAAAUUUAACCUCUUUGGCAAAAUGUACUCACAAGUUCUACUACGAAGAAAGCUCUAUGUUACAAUGAAAUUUCUAGACAUAAUGAAUUAUAGUUACAUUUUGCCACAAUGAUAAUGCAGAGAAUAUUCCAUUUAAAAUUUUUGUCUUUUUAUACUUUAUAUAGAAUGCUAAGCUAUAGUUAAAUGCAAAAUUUUCUAGGCUUUUUAAUUCUAGUUGUCAAAAUAAUGACUUGAUCAAAUUCCAAAGACAGAAAAUUAUUACCCUUUAUGUCAAUUUAAGUCUAUGGAGAAUAAUAUUUAAAAAAAUAAAAUGCUAUGUUGAUUGGUACCAAUAAUUCACAAGAAGAAAAAAAAAUAAAGACUGCACUGAACAAAAUUUUUAACCUUGUUAAAAUAAAUUCAUUAUACUUGACAAGAACUUUGCCAUAUUGGUUGCAUUAUUUGGUGAUGAGAAAGAGAUACAGUAAAGGAAUUUUCAAGAAAAGCAUCACAGUGGACUUUGGAUCAUAAAUCUGACUGCAAAACAUGGACCUUCCAUAAUAAUUCCUUUUGAAAUGAUGUUCAAGGGCUCACCAAAAGCUUUAAACCAUUAAAUUAUAAACAACCUUACUUACCAACCAUUGUGGAACAGAAUA
Molecule: messenger RNA, 6537 nt
Organism: Cavia porcellus (domestic guinea pig)
Lineage: Eukaryota; Metazoa; Chordata; Mammalia; Rodentia; Caviidae
Gene: Sucnr1
Product: succinate receptor 1
Exons: 3
Coding region: 31-1134 (367 amino acids)
Biological process (GO): G protein-coupled receptor signaling pathway
Cellular component (GO): plasma membrane
Molecular function (GO): G protein-coupled receptor activity
Source: RefSeq, a predicted model, not a curated record